AUGAAGACCGGCCGUCCAGUACGGACUUUAAGACUAUUGUUUAUUUGUGGAGUUAUUCUCUGGCUGAUUAUAGCAUAUCUAUCACCGGAGAUCCAAAAUGAGCACACAGUCCCUGAGAUUACUCGGACAGACUCAGCUCCCAACAGUAGGACAACACCAUUAAAGACAUUGCGGACAAUCUGGGUUGAUAUGGAACCCUAUAUUGCCAAUAAUCUCAAGCUCUAUAAUAGCUCUCUAUGCAACAUCCCGAAUUGCCUCUUGACAAACAAUAUUUCCAGUGCAGACAUUGUAGUGUUCAGUCAUCGCCACAUUCCAAGAAAUGUUAUCGAUAAAAAGAAAGGUCAAAUUUGGAUAUUUUACUCUGGAGAAAGUCCGUAUCACACCACCAGACCGACCAAAGAUUGGAUUGAGCGAUUUGACCUCUCCAUGUCUUAUAUGGAAGACUCCGAUAUUCAAAUGCCAAUAUAUGGUGUAUUCCAAAAAAGCCAAAAACAAUUUUUGAAGAAUUACAGUAACAUACUCAAAACAAAGACGAAAGAUGCAGUGUGGCUCGUAAGUCAUUGCAAGACCCACUCAAGGAGAGAAAACUUGGUUAAAGACUUAGGUAAAUAUUUAUCAAUUGAUAUUUUUGGCGAAUGUGGUGAUAAGAAAUGUGGCGGUAGAUAUGAGGGAUUAUCAAAGUGCCUUCCCCUGUUUGAAACAAACUACAAGUUCUUUUUUGCGUUCGAAAAUUCAAUCUGCAAUCAGUACACAACGGAAAAAUUGCAUUCCCUUUACUUAGAACAUACUGCUCUUAUUCCUGUUAUCAACGGACCUAAAGACGCAGCUCAAUAUAUUCCUAAGGGAACUUACAUUAACUCUCAGGAUUUCACCAAUGCUGCAUUGCUGGCUCAUGAAUUAAAACGAAUCGGUUCCAAUGAAACGGAGUAUAUUCGUUAUUUGAAAGAAAAGGACAAGUAUACCACAAAAACACUUGACAAAAUAGUACAAGAGACUCAGUGUAACUUAUGUAAAUAUCUAGUGGACAUAGAAAACGGAAAAAAAGCAAGAAAAAAUAAUUCCUGGGUAAACAUUUUGAACCCAGGUGUAUAUUGUACAGAUAAAUCAUUUUGUAUCACAUAGAUAACUUUCUGACUUCAUAAUUGUGAAUUGAAAAUGAA
This is a messenger RNA of Saccostrea cuccullata (small rock oyster), 1160 nucleotides long. RefSeq names its product alpha-(1,3)-fucosyltransferase fut-1-like. The coding region runs from base 1 to 1122 and encodes 373 amino acids. The record is from RefSeq and is a predicted model, not a curated record. Gene Ontology annotation, molecular function: fucosyltransferase activity. Gene Ontology annotation, cellular component: membrane. The transcript has a single exon. NCBI's taxonomy places the organism in Eukaryota, Metazoa, Mollusca, Bivalvia, Ostreida, Ostreidae.